AUGAGUCUCGCUGUUAGUGAGGCGGAGGCUCUGGCGGCUGCCCCGUCCCUCCCUCGCUCGGUGCCGCGCUGUGUCGGGGCAGUCGCUCCGCCCCGGCACCGCUCGGUGCUUUCUUCGCUGGGCUGCCCGGGCUGGCGAGAGCGUCCCCGCCGUGUGCCCGCUCCUGCCGACACCCCCUCGCUCUCACGGGGCCAUUCCCCGCCUCAGCUCGGCGGAGACAGAGAGCUCCCCGCUGCUCCUGCCUUAACCCGGGGCGGGGGGCACUCGCUUUCACAAGGACCUGCUGAUACUGUGUGUAUUGAGGGGAAGAAGAUGCUUCGUCGAUACGAGAUACAGAGCUGUUUUCUCUUGGGUUUUCUAGCUGUCACAGCUUUUUUCAUCAGUGAUGUCCAGGGCCAAGUGUCCCCGCCAACAAGACUAAGAUAUAAUGUAGUGAGUCCUGACAGUGUACAGAUCUCUUGGAAAGCCCCCAAAGGGCAAUUCACUGGAUAUAAACUUCUUGUCACUCCAAGUUCAGGUGGAAAAACAAAUCAAUUAAUUCUUCAAAAUACUGCAACCAAAGCAAUUAUUCAAGGUCUCAUUCCAGAUCAAAAUUAUGCCCUUCAGAUCAUUGCAUUCAAUGAAGACAAGGAGAGCAAGCCAGCCCAAGGCCAGUUCAGAAUUAAAGACAUAGAGAGAAGAAAAGACACAAGUAAAUCCAAGGUGAAGGAUCCAGAAAAAACAAAUGCGAGUAAACCAGCACCAGAAGGAAGCCUGUUUACCUGUAAAACUCCAGCAAUUGCAGAUAUUGUGAUACUAGUAGAUGGUUCUUGGAGUAUUGGCAGAUUCAAUUUCAGGCUUGUUCGACUGUUCUUGGAAAACCUGGUUUCUGCUUUCAAUGUGGGAUCUGAGAAAACAAGAGUAGGUCUUGCACAGUACAGUGGUGAUCCCCGAAUUGAAUGGCACUUGAAUGCCUAUGGCACCAAGGAUGCUGUUCUGGAUGCAGUCCGAAAUCUGCCGUAUAAGGGAGGGAAUACAUUAACAGGUCUCGCAUUAACGUACAUUUUGGAAAAUAGCUUUAAGCCUGAAGCAGGUGCAAGACCUGGAGUAUCUAAAAUUGGGAUACUGAUUACUGAUGGGAAAUCCCAAGAUGAUGUUAUCCCUCCUGCUAAAAACCUACGGGAUGCUGGCAUUGAGCUGUUUGCUAUUGGUGUAAAGAAUGCAGAUAUAAAUGAACUCAAAGAGAUUGCUUCUGAGCCUGACAGCACUCACGUCUACAAUGUGGCUGACUUUAACUUCAUGCAUACCAUUGUUGAAGGUCUUACCAGAACAGUGUGCUCACGAGUAGAGGAGCAGGAAAAGGAAAUCAAAGGAGCAAUUGCUUCUCUUGGGACUCCUUCGGAUUUGGUCACAUCAGAGGUAACAGCCAGAGGCUUCCGGGUUAGCUGGACCCAUGCACCAGGCAAAGUGGAAAAAUACAGGGUUGUGUACUACCCCACUCGAGGAGGACAGCCAGAAGAGGUUGUGGUAAAUGGGAGCGUAUCAACUGCAGUUCUGAAAAACCUGAUGUCUUUAACUGAGUACCAAAUUGCUGUAUUUGCUAUCUACUCCAACGCUGCGAGUGAGGGCCUCCGUGGAACAGAAACCACACUUGCCUUGCCAAUGGCGUCAGACCUGCAGCUCUACGAUGUGUCUCAGAGCAGCAUGAGGGUGAGGUGGAAUGGGGUCCUGGGUGCCACAGGGUACAUGAUCCUCUAUGCUCCCCUCACAGAAGGAUUGGCAGCAGAUGAGAAGGAGAUAAAAAUUGGCGAGACCUCCACAGAUCUUGAACUGGAUGGACUAUUGCCAAAUACAGAAUAUACAGUCACAGUUUAUGCCAUGUUUGGAGAAGAAGCUAGUGAUCCCCUUACAGGACAAGAAACUACAUUGCCUCUAAGUCCACCAGCAAACUUGAAAUUUUCUGAUGUUGGACAUAAUAGUGCUAAGCUAUCAUGGGAUCCUGCAUCCAAAAACGUAAAUGGCUAUCGCAUCAUGCAUGUUAAAACAGAUGGAACAGAAACCAAUGAGGUUGAAGUUGGUCGUGUUUCAACUCAUACUCUGAAAAGUUUGGCACCCCUUACAGAGUAUACUGUUGCUAUUUUCUCCCUGUAUGAUGAGGGACAAUCUGAGCCACUUACUGGCAGCUUUACCACAAAAAGAGUUCCAGCUCCCCUACAUUUGGAAAUUGAUGAAGCAUCAACAGAUAGUUUCAGGGUCAGCUGGAAGCCCACCUCAUCAGAUAUUGCUUUUUACAGAUUGGCAUGGAUUCCUUUGGAUGGGGGGGAAUCUGAGGAGGUUGUCAUAAAUGGAGAUGCAGACAGUCAUGUUAUAGAGGGUCUGUUGCCUGACACAGAAUAUGAAGUUUCUCUGCUGGCAGUUUUUGAUGAUAACAGUGAAAGUGAAGUUGUUGCUAUUCUUGGAGCUACAACUGCAAGUGCUACCACAGUGCCUUCUACGGUGACCACCACCAGUGCCACAACCUCUGAGCCCACCACAGCAGUUCUUCAAACAGGAGUCAGAAACCUUGUUAUAGAUGAUGAAACAACCUCAAGUCUGAGGGUGACAUGGGACAUUUCUGACUACAGUAUUCAGCAGUUCAGAGUGACCUACGUCGCUGCAGAAGGUGACCGUGCUGAGGAAGCGGUAAGAAUGGUAAUGGUGCCUGGCAGACAAAACACUCUUCUACUUCACCCUCUGCUGUCUGAUACAGAAUACAAAGUUACCAUAACCCCCAUCUAUUCAGAUGGGGAAGGAGUCAGUGUCUCAGCUCCUGGCAAAACGUUGCCCCUGUCUGCUCCUAGGAAUUUACGUGUCUCAGAUGAGUGGUACAACAGAUUACGUAUCAGCUGGGAUGCCCCACCUUCAACAACAAUGGGUUACAGGGUUGUCUACAAACCUGUCAGCACUCCUGGUCCUGCAUUGGAGACCUUUGUAGGGGAUGAUAUUAAUACCAUUCUGAUUCUAAAUCUCUUCAGUGGAACAGAGUACGGUGUUAAAGUAUUUGCUUCAUACUCAACAGGCUUCAGUGAUGCCCUAACAGGCGUGGCCAAAACCUUGUAUCUGGGUGUGACAAAUUUGGAGUCCUACCAAGUCCGCAUGACGAGUCUGUGUGCUCAGUGGCAGCUUCACAGACAUGCUACUGCUUACAGGGUAGUUAUAGAGUCACUCGAGGAUGGAAAAAAGCAAGAAGUAAAUCUUGGUGGAGGGACGCCUCGACAUUGUUUCUUUGAGCUGAUUCCUGGAACCAAAUAUAAAAUCAGUGUUCAUACACAGCUUCAGGAGCUGGAGGGCCCUGCUGUGAGCAUCAUGGAGACAACGUUACCUUUUCCUACUCAACCACCAACAACUCCUUCAACACCACCUCCACCACCUACAAUCCCACCUGCAAAAGAGGUGUGCAAGGCAGCCAAAGCUGAUCUGGCAUUCCUGGUGGAUGGGUCAUGGAGUAUCGGAGAUGACAAUUUCAAUAAGAUAAUUAACUUUCUUUAUAGCACUGUUGGAGCUUUGGAUAAGAUUGGUCCUGAUGGAACACAGGUGGCAAUAAUUCAGUUUAGUGAUGAUCCCAGGACAGAAUUUAAAUUGAAUGCGUACAAAACAAAAGAGACUCUUCUUGAAGCUAUUCAGCAAAUAGCCUACAAAGGAGGAAAUACAAAAACAGGCAAAGCCAUUAAACAUGCACGAGAAAUCUUAUUUACUGGAGAGGCAGGCAUGAGAAGGGGCAUUCCAAAGGUUUUGGUUGUCAUUACUGAUGGGCGAUCACAGGAUGAUGUGAACAAAGUCUCCAGAGAAAUGCAACUAGACGGUUUUACCUUUUUUGCUAUUGGAGUGGCUGAUGCUGACUAUUCAGAGUUAGUUAAUAUUGGCAGCAAGCCCAGUGAAAGACAUGUCUUCUUUGUGGAUGACUUUGAUGCCUUUACAAAGAUUGAAGAUGAGCUGAUCACUUUUGUUUGUGAAACUGCAUCAGCAACCUGCCCAUUGGUAGUUAAAGAUGGCAAUAAUUUUGCAGGAUUUAAAAUGAUGGAAAUGUUUGGUUUGGUUGAAAAGGAGUUUUCAGCUGUGGAGGGGGUUUCCAUGGAACCUGGUACAUUUAAUGUUUUUCCAUGUUACAGACUGCACAAGGACGCUCUGGUAUCCCAGCCUACCAAGUAUUUGCAUCCUGAAGGUCUCCCUUCUGAUUACACCAUUACAUUUCUCUUUCGGAUACUCCCGGACACACCUCAGGAGCCAUUUGCUCUGUGGGAGAUUUUAAAUGAAGCAUAUGAACCACUGGUUGGAGUUAUUUUAGAUAAUGGUGGAAAAACCCUGACUUUCUUUAACUACGACUAUAAAGGAGAUUUUCAAACUGUAACUUUUGAAGGUCCUGAAAUAAGGAAGAUCUUUUAUGGGAGUUUUCAUAAGUUGCAUGUUGUUAUUAGCAAGACCACGGCCAAGAUAAUUAUUGACUGCAAGGAAGUGGGUGAGAAGACCAUUAAUGCAGCAGGAAAUAUUAGUUCUGAUGGCAUAGAAGUGCUGGGGAGAAUGGUGAGAUCCAGGGGACCAAGAGACAAUUCUGCACCGCUGCAGUUACAGAUGUUUGACAUUAUUUGUGCUACCUCAUGGGCCAGUCGAGACAAAUGCUGUGAACUUCCUGGCUUGAGAGAUGAGGAAAAUUGUCCUGCCCUUCCUCAUGCUUGUUCCUGUUCAGAAGCCAAUAAGGGUCCCCUCGGACCUCCUGGACCACCGGGUGGUCCAGGUGUCAGAGGUGCCAAAGGUCAUCGUGGUGAUCCAGGUCCAAAGGGACCAGAUGGACCUCGAGGUGAAAUUGGUGUUCCUGGGCCACAAGGACCUCCAGGACCACAAGGACCCAGUGGACUUUCUAUUCAAGGGCUUCCAGGGCCACCAGGUGAAAAGGGAGAGAAGGGAGAUCUUGGUUUUCCAGGCCUGCAGGGUGUCCCAGGAGCAUCAGGUUCACCGGGAAGAGAUGGAGCUCAAGGUCAAAGGGGCUUUCCUGGCAAGGAUGGUCCCACAGGCCCACAAGGACCUCCUGGCCCAAUGGGCAUACCUGGUGCUCCAGGAGUUCCAGGUGUUACUGGAAGUCAGGGGCCACAAGGUGAUGUUGGAGCUCCUGGUCCUCCUGGAGCUAAGGGGGAAAGGGGUGAACGGGGUGAUCUCCAGUCCCAAGCAAUGGUCCGGGCUGUUGCUCGUCAAGUGUGUGAGCAGCUCAUCCAAGGUCAUAUGGCAAGAUAUAACUCGAUUCUGAACCAGAUUCCAAGCCAGUCUGUCUCAACACGAACCAUUGCAGGACCUCCUGGUGAGCCAGGGCGGCCAGGGGCUCCAGGGCCACAGGGUGAGCAAGGAUCACCAGGCAUGCAAGGGUUUCCAGGAAGCCCUGGUCAACCAGGAAGACCAGGAGAAAGAGGUUUACCAGGUGAGAAAGGAGAAAAAGGCAAUCCAGGUGUUGGAACACAAGGACCCCGAGGCCCACCAGGAUCCGCAGGACCUCCAGGAGAAAGUCGAACUGGCAGCCCGGGACCACCAGGAUCUCCAGGCCCACGAGGUCCUGCUGGUCAUACAGGAUCCCCAGGCUCACAGGGUCCUGCUGGGCCUCCAGGGUACUGUGACCCAUCCUCCUGCGCUGGGUAUGGCAUGGGAGGUGGAUACGGUGAGCCAACUGAUCAAGACAUCCCAGUAGUGCAGUUGCCACAUAACUCCUACCAAAUCUAUGACCCUGAGGACCUUUAUGAUGGUGAGCAACAGCCGUACGUAGUUCACGGGUCCUACCCCUUACCAUCCCCAUACUCCCAGUCCUAUCCAUCACCUCAUCUUGCUCAACCAGAGUUUACUCCUGUUCAAGAAGAGAUGGAAGCCGUUGAGCUGAGAUCCCCGGGAAUCAGUCGCUUCGCAAGGAGGAUAGCCAAAAGGAGUGCCAAGACCCCAGAACGCACAAAGGCAAAUGGAAAAAGCCCCUCUCAAUGA
This is a messenger RNA of Cinclus cinclus, 5973 nucleotides long. RefSeq names its product collagen type XIV alpha 1 chain (gene COL14A1). The record is from RefSeq and is a predicted model, not a curated record. NCBI's taxonomy places the organism in Eukaryota, Metazoa, Chordata, Aves, Passeriformes, Cinclidae. Gene Ontology annotation, cellular component: interstitial matrix. Gene Ontology annotation, molecular function: protein binding.